Molecule: messenger RNA, 2844 nt
Organism: Saccharomycopsis crataegensis
Lineage: Eukaryota; Fungi; Ascomycota; Saccharomycetes; Ascoideales; Saccharomycopsidaceae
Exons: 1
Coding region: 1-2844 (947 amino acids)
Source: RefSeq, a predicted model, not a curated record
AUGAGCAAUAAUAAAUCAAAGAGAAGCAGCUCUCUAUUUAAAAGAUCAUCACUUAAGAUCUUUGGAUCGGUGUUUUCAGAUGCUCCUACGCCUUCUUCUCAUCAAACCCCCGUGUCAUCGCCAAAAAAACUGACUCCUAGUAGCAAUAGCAAGCCAGUGUCCACGAUAGUUAAGAAGCAAGAACAUUCCCAGAAAGCAAAAUUACCGACAAUUCCCCAGGAAACUACUGCUACUCUUUCUUCCUCACUGAAUUUGUCUUCAAAUCAUACAGAAUCACACCAUCCUGAAGUUACCAGUAAUGAAUUGCACCCUGCCAAAGCCAAGCCUCGUCGGAAACCCCCACCACCAACGAAUACCAACGAUAUUGAAGGGUUCUAUUUCCAUGAAGCAAAGCAUCCACAAGAAACCAAUGCUACUGGUCAAAAUUCGGCUGAUCCUUCACCUCCUAUUAGUUCUCUGAAACCACUAACCAACGAUCAUCUUUCUCCGGAACAGGGUCCAUAUUCAUUAUAUAAAACCCGUUCGAAUGGUUCGUAUUUCGACGAUGCUGGGAAGUCAACAGAUAAAUUAGAUGAAUUGCUCAAUGAAAACCACAUGAAAUUGCGAGCAGAGCAUGAACGAUUGGACCAGCAAUUGUUGUUGUUAUCGCCGAAAAAUAGAGAAAUGGAACGGCAUGAAUCGUUGAAAAGAAGAUCGCAUUUAUUCGAUAGUGAUAGUGAUGGUGAUGAGAUUGCACCAACCCAUAAUGAUUUCACAGUAGUACAUGAACAAGAAGAGGAUGAAGAAGGAGAUCAUCAUCAUGGUUUGGAAAUUAUGAACAAUACCAUAAUUGGUGGGGAUAGUGAUGUGGGAGUAGAAAAUCCAACCCACUAUGAGGUGGAAGGAGUAUCAAAUUACGAUUCGGCUCCUGUUGGUGGAUAUUUAGAUGAAUUACACACCACUUACCCAAAUAAUUAUGAGGUACCUGAUCAAACAAAUCUGUAUUCUUCGGCAGAUUUUGCAGGGAAUUACCCUCAGGAUUCAUUAUUUGUUCCCCCAGGCUUCCAAGGAGCAGGAAGAUCUCGUGGGCCUUCUGUGGGUCAAUAUUCGAUGGGUCAAUACUCCACUGCUGAUACUGUGAGGGAAAUGACUAGUACGAUAUCCAGACCAACUAAUGAAGACACCAUCGAGCAUCCACUGCUGUUGAAUCAACCGAUUUUCAAUAUGGGAUCAGAGGAUGAAGACGGCUUUGGGUACCCCAGCGAUGACGAUUCUGAACUCAUGGGUGAUGGUAGAGCAAAUCAAUACUAUGAUGAAUCUGUUAUGAAUAACAGAGCUGAAGAAAAUAAUUCCAUCCCACCAUUAUUGAAUCAUAUUCCUACGUUGAAAUCUGAUGAUAGUUAUGAUGAUACAGGAUCUGCCAAUUUCCAAGCUCUGGAAAGGUUCGAUCAAUACCAUGAUGGCGAAGAUCACCAAGGUGAAGAAUUAAGUUUUACUGCAAGAUCACCUUUGUAUAGUCCGUAUGGCAGUGAUGGGUAUGAUAAUAACAAACCCCGUAAAAUGGUGGUUGCCAAUAACGUCACUGAUGAUGACUCGAACAGUGAAUCAAUAAGUGAAGUAGACGCAACGCCACCUCAAAAAACGGCUAUCGACUACGACGAUGGAGAUGGUCACAGUACCAUGGACCAUAUUGAUUUCCCCGAAUCGACAAAAUAUCUACAAGACCAACAGUUUGCCAAUACUCCAGGAGGUGGUAUCAAUGAGUCAGCUGGUUAUAACCAAGCUAAUUAUAACCCAGAAGCAACCACUAAUAAUGAUGAUGGUGCUCCAUGGGGGUUCUUUGGUGUGCCUACUGACUCUAGGGAAGGGUCGAUGUUAUCUGGUCCAACUCCCGACGAUCAGGGUAGUACUUUCAAUUAUCAAGUUCCAAGAGGCCCAGUUCCUGUGGAAAUUCGUAAUACCAAGCUAAUGAAUGUUGGGCAAAGUCAACAACUACGAGGGCCAAGUCAUCGGAUGUCCAAUCCGCACUUACCCAAUAGUGUGUAUGAUGAUAAAGUAUCCCCGUUUGAUUCGACAAUUGCCAACGGUGGUGGUACUGUGGGGCCAGGAGUUGCUGCGGUGAUUAAGAAUUCAAAACAACCAGGCCAAGGAGAGAAAUCAUCAUAUGUGGAAGCGAUUCGGAACCAGACAAUGUGUGCCAAUACCACGGUGAUCCGUAAAUGGAAGUUGCCAAUUGCCAUUCGUCCUGCUAAGAAAUCUUCAUCUUCAUCUUCAUCUGCUACUAACACCGUUGGUGCUGGAGGCAUUAGUAGUGCCAUGAUUAAUAGAAGACUGGGUCAACCUGGUGGAUCAACCCAUCGGGCAUCAGGGUUCAUCAGUGGGUUUUCCAAGGAUAUCAAACAUGUAUCAUUACAACCUAGAUUAUUGGCCACGGGAGACGAUGACGAUGCAGUGGUGAGCACCAAUAAUGAUAGCAUUACCAGGGUGAGUUUGGAUGGAAAUACCACGAUGUUCAGACAAUCGGUAGCAACGACACCUGCGGGAGCAGGGAAGCUUAGCGAUAGUGAUGAUGAAGAUAUUUUUGCCGAAUUUAAAGAGGAUAUUGAUGCUGUGAAGGCCGUUCAAGAGGAAGAACAGAAAAAGGCCAGACAAUACAAUGAUGGAAGCAUUUUAGGUGAUGAAGAUAGCGAUGGCUCAGUGGUAGCGCCGGACUAUACUGAUGUUGGGGUGGUUAGUCCAGGAAGUCCGUCGAUGGUGAAUAGAUACGAGAGCAUCAAUAGUGUGGGCACGGUUGGGGGCAGUGCUGGAUACCACAACAGGGGUGGUGGUUUGUUUAUUGCCAAUCCAGAUAGUGAUAGUGAUUAA